This is a messenger RNA of Closterium sp. NIES-65, 1776 nucleotides long. Lineage: Eukaryota; Viridiplantae; Streptophyta; Zygnematophyceae; Desmidiales; Closteriaceae. The record is from the annotation of a GenBank genome assembly.
AUGGAGGUGGACGUGGAUGUGGUCGUGGACGUGGACGUGGACGUGGACGUGGUCCUGGUCGUGGACGUGGUCGUAGACGUGGACGUGGUCGUCCACGAAGUGGACUUGGACGUGGACGUGGACGUGGACGUGGACAUGGUCGUGGACGUGGACGUGGACAUGGACGUGGUCGUGGUCGUGGACGUAGACGUGGUCGUGGACGUGGACGUGGACGUGGACGAGGAGGACGUGGACGUGUACGUGGAGGACAUGGACGUGGACGUGGACGUGGACAUGGUCGUGGACGUGGACGUGGACGUGGACGUGGACGACUUGGACGUGGUCAUGGACGUGGACGUGGACGUGGUCGUGGACGUGGACGUGGACGUGGACGUGGUCCUGGUCGUGGACGUGGUCGUAGACGUGGACGUGGCCGUCCACGACGUGGACUUGCACGUGGACGUGGACGUGGACGUGGUCGUGGACGUGGACGUGGACAUGGACGUGGUCGUGGACGUAGACGUGGUCGUGGAUGUGGACGUGGACGUGGACGCGGAGGACGUGGACGUGGACGUGGAGGACGUGGACGUGGACUUGGACGUGGACGUGGACGUGGACGUGGACGUGGACGUGGACGUGGACAUGGUCGUGGACGUGGACGUGGACGUGGACGUGGACGUGGACGUGGACGUGGACGUGGACGUGGACGUGGACAUGGACGUGGACGUGGACGUGGACGUGGACAUGGUCGUGGACGUGGACGUGGACGUGGACGUGGACGUGGACGUGGUCGUAGACGUGGACAUGGACGUAGACAUGGACGUGGACGUGGACGUGGACGUGGUCGUGGACAUGGACCUGGACGUGGACGUGGACGUGGACGACUUGGACGUGGACAUGGACGUGGACGUGGACGUGGUCAUGGACGUGGACGUGGACGUGGACGUGGUCCUGGUCGUGGACGUGGUCGUAGACGUGGACGUGGCCGUCCACGACGUGGACUUGCACGUGGACGUGGACGUGGACGUGGACGUGGUCGUGGUCGUGGUCGUGGACGUAGACGUGGUCGUGGAUGUGGACGUGGACGUGGACGCGGAGGACGUGGACGUGGACGCGGAGGACGUGGACGUGGACGUGGACGUGGACGUGGACGUGGACGUGGACGUGGACGUGGACGUGGACGUGGACAUGGUCGUGGACGUGGACGUGGACGUGGACGUGGACGUGGACGUGGACGUGGUCGUGGACGUGGACGUGGACGUGGACGUGGACGUGGACGUGGACGUAGACCUGGACGUGGACGUGGACGUGGACGUGGACGUGGACGUGGACGUGGACGUGGACCUGGACGUGGUCGUGGACGUGGACGUGGACGUGGACGUGGACGCGGACGUGGACGUGGACCGGACGUGGACGUGGACGCGGACGUGGACGUGGACGUGGACGUGGACGCGGACGUGGACGUGGACGUGGACGUGGACGUGGACGCGGACGUGGACGUGGACGUGGACAUGGUCGUGGACGUGGACAUGGAGGUGGACGUGGACGUGGACAUGGACGUGGACAUGGAGGUGGACGUGGACGUGGACGUGGACGUGGACGUGGACGUGGACGUGGACAUGGACGUGGACGUGGAUUGGACAUGGACGUGGACGUGGACGUGGUCGUGGACGUGGACGUGGACGUGGACAUGGACGUGGACGUGGACGUGGACGUCGUCGUGGACGUGGACAUGGUCGUGGACGUGGACGUGGACGUGGACGUGGACGAGGACGUGGUCGUGAACGUGGAUGUUGA